UUACCCCUGUCUCUGUCUACAGGUCCUUACGGAUAAGCUUCCCAUCCCAACCCUUUCCCAUCCUCAGUCAUAACCUGGUCCUAACUGAAACAGGAUUCAGUCAUCUCAGCUCUGCCCCUGGCCUGGUGGGAUGCAGGCCAUCAUCUUCCCAGCCUGGGGACUGCUGUCCCAUCCUAGUUGCCAGACCCUGUCACAUUCCCACAUCCCUCUGUGCCAACUGGAUCAAGGACUAAUUGUCUUUGUUUUCAGCCCCACAUGCUCUUCCUAGGCUCCUUUGUUUCCCUGAUGGCUUUAUUUCUGGUUUGUGUUAUGAGGGAAUACACUGGAUGGAGAAGGUCCUUGCAGAUGUGGAGUGAGGCCACCUUACCCCUGCCUCCCCAUGUGUCUCCCAUGGACAGGCAAUCAGGGCCCAGGUCAGCAUCCUCACAUCAGAGUGGGGCCAAGCUUCCUGGAAACCUGCUCUCACAGUGCCCUCUCGUGGCUGACAGUCACCUGGAGAAAUGCUAAAUGGCCUGGGAACUGAGGACCUCUGAACUGGCCAGAGAAGGAUGAGGGGCAUUGAAGGCUAACCCUGGGCCGCACCAGCACUGGGUUGAGGGAGUUACGUUUCUCUUGUAUUCAGCUUUAUAGAGUGUGAGGUAAUCUCACAGCUGAGCAGUUCAUUUCUGCAAUUAUGUUUUAAAACCUCUUAACUGUACUGACCCUUGAGUGUCACUACUGCCUCCCUGUUCCCCUGAGGAAUGACCUGACCAGAUCACCUGACUGGAAAAAUCCAAGACACUCCUGCAAUAAAGCAGAAUUUCUUCACUGCCUUGGAUUAUGGAAAGAUUUUUUUAGCCAACACAGAAAAACAUUUUUUAGUGCCAUGUCUUGAAAGUCUUCACCAAGCUCUAGAUCUGGAAGAUUAUCUCCUGUAUUUUCUCAUAAUAAUCGCAAACUAAAAACUAACCAAAAUAUCCCUCAGUGGAUGAGUAGUUAAACAAACUGAUACAAUCACGCCAAGAUUGAGCAAUAAAAAAAAGCAUUAUUGGUACAUGAACAGAUUUGAUGACUCUAAAGGACAUUGGGCUAAGUGAAAAAGGAUUCUCAAAAGGUUGCAUACUGUAUGAUCCUGUUUAUGAAUAAUUCUUCUAAGGAAAAAUUAUAAAAUAGAUCCGUGAUUACCAGACUUUAGAGCUGGUGAGAGGGAGGGUGGCAUGAGCACAAAGCAUUGCCCCAGGGAGAUCUUUGUGGUGAUGGAAUCAUUCUGUAGCUUGAUGGUAAUGCAAAUCUACACGUGACGAAAUGUCAUAGAAUAGCACACAUCACGUCUAUGUCAAGUUUCCUGAUUUUGAUGUUUGUAGAAUGUAAAAUGUAAACAUUAAGGGAAGCUGGAAAAAGGAUAACAGAACCUCUUCGCAAUUUCCUAUGAAUCCAUAAUUAUUUGAAAAAAAUUAAAUGUUCAGAGUCGGCACGGGAGCGGCCGGCGUGCCCGUUCGCGUAUGUUGGGCGCUGCCGCGAGGCGGGGACACGAAAGGACAGCGGCUGUACGGGUUUUAGGGCGGCGGCUGCCACAGCAGCAGCAGCAGCGCCCCGGGCGGAGAGGGCCGAAGCGACCGAACGAGCUGGGGAUGGGGAGCACUGGGUGCCGCACCUCUUUCGGGUGCGUGUGCGACUUCGGGGUCGCACAGUGACGGCCACGGCGCCCCUGGCCCGGCAUUGCCGAGGCUGCUUCGCCAGAGAGCUCGCGGCCGGCGGCAGGCCGGGCCAUGAGGAGGAGCGUCGGGGGCCGGGCCAGGCCUCGCUGACCUCGGCUCCGCGCGGCGGCCUCCCCCAUUUCCGCUCCGGCCUUACGGCAUGAGUGUCCGCCCGGGCCCGGGGCCGCGGCUGCCCCAGUCCCGCAGCCCGCGGGCGCGCUCGGUGUUCGCAGGCCCGCGGUGCUGAUCCCGGUUCGCCGCGCCGCCUGCCCGCCCGCUGUAUGCCCCGGGGGCGCGGCCAUGGAGGUGGUGGGCGACUUCGAGUACAGCAAGAGGGACCUCGUGGGACAGGGGGCCUUCGCCGUGGUCUUCCGGGGGCGGCACCGCCAGGAACUUCAGCACGAAAAUAUUGUAGCACUCUAUGAUGUUCAGGAAUUGCCCAACUCUGUCUUCCUGGUGAUGGAGUAUUGCAAUGGUGGAGACCUGGCAGAUUAUUUGCAAGCUAAAGGAACUCUCAGUGAAGAUACUAUUAGGGUGUUUCUACAACAGAUUGCAGCUGCCAUGCGAAUCCUGCACAGCAAAGGAAUAAUCCACAGAGAUCUCAAACCGCAGAACAUUUUGUUGUCUUAUGCCAAUCGCAGAAAGUCAAGUGUCUGUGGUAUUCGCAUCAAAAUAGCGGAUUUUGGUUUUGCUCGUUAUCUACACAGUAAUAUGAUGGCUGCAACAUUGUGUGGAUCUCCGAUGUACAUGGCUCCUGAAGUUAUUAUGUCUCAACAUUAUGAUGCUAAGGCUGACUUGUGGAGCAUAGGAACAGUGAUAUAUCAAUGCCUAGUUGGAAAACCACCUUUUUAGGCCAAUAGUCCUCAAGACCUAAGGAUGUUUUAUGAAAAAAACAGGAGCUUAAUGGCUAGUAUUCCUAGAGAAACUUCACCUUAUUUGGCUAAUCUCCUUUUGGGUUUGCUUCAGAGAAACCAAAAAGACAGAAUGGACUUUGAAGCAUUUUUUAGCCAUCCUUUUCUAGAGCAAGUUCCAGUAAAAAAAUCUUGCCCAGUCCCAGUGCCUGUGUAUGCUGGCUCUAUCCCUGGAAACUCCUGUGGCAGUUCUCCAUCUUGUCGCUUUGCUUCUCCACCAUCCCUUCCAGAUAUGCAGCAUAUUCAGGAAGAGAACUUAUCCUCCCCACCAUUGGGUCCUCCCAACUAUCUACAAGUGUCCAAAGAUUCUGCCAGUACUAGUAGCAAGAACUCUUCUUGUGACAUGGAUGACUUUGUUUUGGUACCACACAACAUCUCGUCAGACCACUCUGAUAUGCCAAUGGGAACUCCUGGCAGACGUGCUUCAAAUGAGUUCUUGGUGUGUGGAGGGCAGUGUCAACCAACUGUGUCACCUCACAGUGAAACAGCCCCAAUUCCAGUUCCUACUCAAAUAAGGAAUUAUCAGCGCAUUGAACAGAAUCUUACAUCUACUGCCAGCUCUGGCACAAAUCCACAUGGUUCUCCAAGAUCUGCAGUGGUACGAAGGUCUAACACCAGCCCCAUGGGCUUUCUCCGGCUGGGAUCUGGCUCUCCUGCACCAGCAGACACAGUUCAGACAGUUGGACGAAGACUCUCUAUUGGGUCUUCUAGGCCUUAUUCACCUUCCCCUUUGGGUUCUCCAGUGCCACAGGCUCAGUCACCACAGUCUCUCUUAUUGGGUGCUAGACUACAGAGCGCAGCUACCCUUACUGACAUCUAUCAGAACAAACAGAAGCUAAGAAAAUAGCACUCUGACCCUGUGUGCCCAUCUCAUGCUGGGGCUGGAUACAGCUACUCACCUCAGCCCAGUCGGCCUAGCAGCCUUGGAACCUCUCCCACCAAGCACAUAGGAUCCUCUCCACGGAGUUCCGAUUGGUUCUUUAAAACUCCUUUACCAACAAUCAUUGGUUCUCCUACUAAGACCACAGCUCCUUUCAAAAUCCCUAAAACACAAGCGUCUUCCAACCCGUUAGCUUUGGUUACUCGUCAUGGGCCUGCUGAAAGGCAGUCCAAAGAUGGGAAUGACCCACAGGAAUGUUCCCAUUGCCUUUUGGUACAAGGAAGGGAGAGGCAUCGAUUUGAACAACAGAACAAAGCAGUGUUUGGCAGAUCUGUCAGUACUGGGAAGUUAUCAGAUCAACAAGUAAAGGCAUCUUUAGGUGGACACCAGGGCAGCACUGAUAGUUUAAAUACAGAACGACCGAUGGAUAUAGCUCCUGCAGGAGCCUGUGGUGUUGUACUGGCACCACCAGCAGGAACCACUGCAAGUUCCAGGGCUGUCCUCUUCACUGUGGGGUCUCCUCCACACAGCGCCACAGCCCCCACUUGUACUCAUAUGGUUCUUCGAACAAGAACCACCUCAGUGGGGUCCAGCAGCUCAGGAGGCUCUCUGUGCUCUGCUAGUGGCCGAGUGUGUGUGGGCUCCCCACCUGGCCCGGGCUUGGGCUCUUCCCCGCCAGGAGCAGAGGCAGCUCCCAGCCUGAGAUACGUGCCUUAUGGUGCUUCACCCCCCAGCCUAGAGGGGCUCAUCACUUUUGAAGCCCCCAAACUGCCAGAGGAGACACUGAUGGAGCGAGAACACACUGACAGCUUACGCCAUCUGAAUGUGAUGCUGAUGUUCACGGAGUGUGUGCUGGACCUGACAGCUGUGAGGGGGGGGAACCCUGAGCUGUGCACAUCUGCUGUGUCCUUGUACCAGAUUCAGGAGAGUGUGGUUGUGGACCAGAUCAGCCAGCUGAGCAAAGACUGGGGGCCGGUAGAACAGCUGGUGUUAUAUAUGAAAGCAGCACAGCUGCUUGCAGCUUCCCUGCAUCUCGCCAAAGCUCAGAUCAAGUCCGGGAAGCUGAGUCCAUCCACGGCUGUGAAACAAGUUGUCAAAAGUCUGAAUGAGCGAUACAAAUUCUGCAUCACCAUGUGCAAAAAACUUACAGAAAAGCUGACUCGCUUCUUCUCUGACAAACAGAGGUUUAUUGAUGAAAUCAACAGUGUAACUGCAGAGAAACUCAUCUAUAAUUGUGCUGUGGAAAUGGUUCAGUCUGCAGCCCUGGAUGAGAUGUUUCAGCAAACUGAGGAUAUUGUUUAUCGCUACCAUAAGGCAGCCCUUCUCUUGGAAGGCCUAACUAAGAUUCUACAGGACCCUGCAGACAUUGAGAAUGUACAUAAAUAUAAGUCUAGUAUUGAAAGAAGAUUGUCGGCACUCUGCUGUAGCACUGCGACUGUGUGAGCAGCAGGCUUGUCCAUGGACCAUUGUGGGAGCAUGAGGUGAUAAGUUUGGGAUUACAGCUUGGUUCUGUCACCCAUCCCCAGGAAACUAGUUUAACUGGUGACUACCAAAGAACAAGCAGCAAUUUCAAAAAGGAGAAACAAUCCAAAACUACGUUUGUAGAAAAUCUGCCUUACUGGAGAAGACACUCCCUUUUCCCCUUUUCUUUGUAGAAGGAGAAGAAAGAGUGUUCCACUUUGCUCCCUGUUUGAACUUGGUAAAUAAACGUACCUUAGAACUAGAAUUAUCAUUUAUUCUUAUGAAUAAUUAAAACAUGAAAUAAGGCAAGUGGCACUUCACUCAGUUCACAGAACAAUGUAUGAAAUGCCAUAUGUUUGCUGAGGUGUAUACAAGCAAAAGAAUCUACAUCUCCUCAGGCAGUUUGAUGUUUGGGGUGAGUUUGUCUGAACCUGAGCGUGCAUCUUUCAACAGCUCAGGAAGAAAUAGUUUAAGAAGAAGCAAAAGAUGGCUCUAGGAAGAAAUUUUGAAAUCUUCAAUUUGAUCUAGUAUGGACACGUUAAUUCUUCCAAAAUCUUUCAUGUUGCACUAAUUUAUUAAAACAACUGUGUAUUAUUGGAUUUUGCAAUUUAAAACUGAGAUACAAUGGACUUGUUUAAAGUAUUUUACUUCAUUAUAUACAUAUACCCUUUCCAGAAUUCACAUGUAAUCUCUAUUGAACUUUUAAAUGGUCAAAACUUGUGUUCAUGUGAACCUUUGCAUUUUUUUUAGUUGUUUAUUUACACCUCAGAUCUUCUUAGUAAUAUUUUGAGUUGCUGGUAUUUACUUUGCAUUUUUCCUUGUGCAUGCAAAAUGUGCAUUGAUGCCUGCCACUUAGGUUUAUUAAAGGAUAGGUUUAUUUGGACAGUAUUAGAAAAACUAUCAUGAAUCAAGAGCUACUCUUGAGAAUUUUCAUAGGGCCAAAACAAAGUUGGUGAUCAAAGGCUUGUUAGUGAUGUGGAGUUUCUACAUGAAGUUAGUGAAAAAUUAGGUUUGUUUUCUCUUAGGAAAAUGGGCAGCUCUCUCCAGCCUAAUGUGUAUUUUUAAUGUUAAUCCUGACAGUUCACCAAAUAGCUCAUAAUGAAAAAGCAGGCAGUUAACAUCCCUUUAGGAAUGGUUCCUACAUUGUAUAUUAUUUGGUUUCCUUUACUUACCUGCUUGAAUACUUGAAUAAACUGUUCACCAGUUUUAAUCCUAUUAUUUUAAGCCUUUUACAUAAAAUACUCUGAACUGACAGUUGUGCAGAAGCUCUUUGGCAUUAUUCUAAUUUUAAUGUACUGAUAAAAACAAAUAAACAUGGUUUUCUUUUACUUUGACAAAGUAAUGUAAUUUCUACCUAAUUUAUCUGUAUGAAAUUCCAGCAGUUAAUUUGAACAUUUAUUUAUAUAAUGUUUGUAUUUUUAGGUCUUUAAUACAGUGUUUCUACCUCUCAUUUGUAAACUGCAUGCAUUAUUCUUGAAACUAGUUAAAACUUACUGAAUCAUUGUGUAAUAGCCUUUUUAUUAUUGCCUAUACAAAUGUAUAUUAAGGUAAAAUAAAACUGACAAUGUUUCUAGGUUACAGUUGGGUCCAUAUUAAGUGACAUGUCAAGGCAGAUACUUCCUUAUUCUGGGGACUUGGUCAUUAAGGUCCUUUGUCACAUCCCAGGAUUUAAGAUUCUUGGUGACUGUCAUUCAGGCUUCCAUAAACUGAUGAUCCCUUCUCCUCCUUGCUUAUUGGUACUGUCUUUUGUAUAAUUUUUUAGAGUUAACAGUGCAAUUUCGUCCAUGUUCUCUCCUCUAUUAUCUCAAAUGAUCCUCUACGUGGGUGGGUAGGUUUAUUCUGCCCCCUUUCUAACUUUUUUUAAACACAGGAUGAAACAGGUUCAAAGAGGGUAAGUGAUUGGUCUAAAGUCAGAAAUGAGGAAAGUGGUCAAGCCAUGCUUUGUAACUUCAAGUUCUUUCUUCAUCUUGUGUAGUCAAGGUCUUGUUAUUGUUGGUGUGUGUGAAACAGUGAAGUCUCAACAACAGAGCAAACUGUAAAUUUAUGAGUAACGAUUCUGAUUAUACUUCCAUUAUCAAGGCUGAUCGUUUUAAGAGAUUUUUGCCUUGAUUAUAGCAAUAAUAAACAAGUGCUUUAUGUUUCCAUGAAAAAAACAAACAAAAAAAAUUAAAUGUUCAUAAAAAUGAAAAAAGUUAAAAGCAAAAUAAGUAAUGCAAAUGUUUGAUAAAACUCAAAAAGUACAAAAUGGCAAAUGGUAAAAUUAUAUAUCUAUACCACUCCAGAAUUCUAUCCAAAAUCUCUCCAAAAACUUUCACAAUUUAUAUUUCUUGUAUAUACUUCCAAAACUUCUGUUAAGAAAGUGUGGAUAUAUGUGUUUUUCCCCACUUUUCCAGCUUUGAUCUUAUACUAGUUUAAAAUAACCUAGAAAAUAAGUCAAUACUUCUUUUCAUAGCAGCGAAAAUUUUCUUGUGAAUAUGCCACACUUUACUGACUUCUCUGUUCACUUUGGCUGUUUUUGCUCAUUUGCUAUUGUAAAUCACAUUUCAUUAAAUAUCAUUCAACUUCAUACAGUACAGUCAUAGGAGAGACUCCUAAAAUACAGUUUGUAGUUAAAAUGGCAUGUGAAUUGUAGCUAAGAAAAAUUUUGCCUAAUUGCAACCCAAAUAACAUUCCAAAUAACAAUAAAGUACCAAUUUUCUAACCUUUUUGCUAACAAGAGUAAACUUAGAAAAUUUGAUCAUCACGAAUCUGGUGAGUAAAAUAAAAUGAUUCAAUGUUUUAGUUUAUCUUCCUAUGAUGACAAGUGAAAUUUUAAACAUUUUCAUUUAUUUAAAAGUCUUUUGCAUUUGUUUUCCUAUGAAUUGUGGAUUCUGAUCCCUCCACUUGGCAGAGUUCAGUGAACCUGCCAUGUCCAAGUCAACUCGCUCUCACACCACAGGAAUGGAAUACAACAACUGCUUAUCCACUCAUCAGUUCACAUUGGGUUGCUUCUACCUUAACUAUGAUGAAUAAUGCUGCUACCAAAUAUGCCUGUGGCAUAUUAUGUGUGGACAAAUGUUUUUGAUUAUCCUGGGUAUGGACCCAGAAAUGGGUCUGCUGAGACACGUGGUAUUUCUACACUUAACUUUUGAAAUGCCAGACUGUUUUCCACAGUGACUACACCAUUUUACAUUCACACCUGCAAUGCAUAAGCUUUCCACCUUUUCCAUAUCCUCACAAACACUUGUUAUUCUCUGUCUUUUUUAUUAAAACCACACUACUGUCUGUGUGGUGAUAUCUUCUUGGGGUUUCAUUUGCAUUUUCCUAAUGACUAAUGAUGGUGAGAACCUUUUCA
This is a messenger RNA of Sciurus carolinensis (gray squirrel), 8262 nucleotides long. RefSeq names its product serine/threonine-protein kinase ULK2-like. Gene Ontology annotation, molecular function: ATP binding; protein serine/threonine kinase activity. Lineage: Eukaryota; Metazoa; Chordata; Mammalia; Rodentia; Sciuridae. Gene Ontology annotation, cellular component: cytoplasm; autophagosome. Gene Ontology annotation, biological process: positive regulation of autophagy; axon extension; autophagosome organization. The record is from RefSeq and is a predicted model, not a curated record.